Messenger RNA from Rubroshorea leprosula, 520 nucleotides. The record is from the annotation of a GenBank genome assembly. Lineage: Eukaryota; Viridiplantae; Streptophyta; Magnoliopsida; Malvales; Dipterocarpaceae.
UAUUUGUUUCUCGGGAAAAUGGAAAGAGAAAAUCAGAAAACACAGAAAUCUCCCAAAAGUAUAGGCACAAAUUUCAUUUUACUUAUCAUUUCAUUUUACAGUCUCAUCAUCAUGGUCCUCUCCCAAUUCCACAUUUUCCUACCUCUUUCAUAUGUUGGCAAAAUUUCCCGCUUCACCGAAGUCACGAUGUGGUCGGAUGUUUCCGUUGUUGACUCCGGUACGGGUGCCCUUUAUGCGCUGCCCACAGCCCACCGGAGUCCUACGCCUCACCCACAGCUCCAUCGCCACUGUUUGGGACUACUCCGGCAUUGCAAAUCAUGGAACUCCCAGAUGACUCUUGAGGAUUCCGGACCUUGUUGGUGAUCAUGAACAAUUCCGGCGUUCCGGUCUGGUCCUCGUUCCAUAACCCGACAACACCGUGUUCGGGUGUACAGAAUCACUUCUGAAUUGAAGAUCUUGAAGAUGAGAGAAGAUGCCGGAUAAGUUUUAAUUUUUUUUUAAAUAAAAUUGAAAUUUGGUG